GUUCACUCGCUUUGGGCCUAAUAGUAGGCGUUUUAACUACUUUAUCCAUUAAAUUCUUAAUUUCGCGCUGUGAAAGAGACGCGGCGUCAUUGUCUUCGGAGGCGGCUCGUUUGCAUUCUAGUGAAAUUGCAGUGAAAAAGAUUGUAAAUGGUGUAGAAGGCUUAAUAGGAAAUACACCAAUGAUAAAAAUACGUAGCUUAAGCAAAGCGACAGGAUGUGAAAUAUUGGCGAAAGCCGAAUUUCUGAAUCCGGGUGGAAGUCCCAAAGAUCGUGUCGCGCUAAACAUGAUUCAAAUGGCCGAAGAACAAGGACUAAUUCAACCAAACACUGGCUGCGUAAUUUUCGAGGGAACUUCCGGGUCGACUGGGAUCUCAAUCGCAAUGAUUGCUCGUGCGAAGGGGUAUGGCGCGUGGAUAGUUAUGCCUGAUGAUCAAGCGCAGGAGAAGUACCAGUUAUUGGAGAAAUUAGGCGCACACGUUGAGAAAACAAGACCGGCUAGUAUUGUUGAUGAGAAUCAAUAUGUUAAUCUUGCGAAACGACGGGCUUUAGAGUUUAGUGGUGGAAAAGAACAUGAAGCAGAUAACGAUAGCAAUGGUGGAAAGGGUAGAGGAUUUUUCGCGGAUCAGUUUGAAAAUUUGGCGAAUUUUCAGGCUCAUUGUUAUGGGACUGGGCCGGAAAUUUAUAAACAGACAGAUGGAAAAAUUAGUGCUUUUGUUGCGGGCGCAGGAACUGGCGGUACAAUCGGCGGCGUUUCCAGUUAUCUAAAACCUUUAAUUCCAAAACUUAAGGUAUUUCUCGUUGACCCACCCGGAUCCGGGCUUUACCACAAGAUAAAACACAACAUCAUGUACUCUCCAUACGAGGCAGAAGGUUCACGAAGACGACAUCAAGUUGAUACAGUUAUUGAAGGAGUCGGGUUAAAUCGACUUACAAAAAAUUUUGAUUUGGCGCGGGAGUUUAUUGAUGAUGCGAUUAGAGUUACGGAUCAGGAGGCGGUUCAGAUGGCAAGAUAUUUGGUGCGUGAGGAAGGCCUCUUUAUUGGGAGUUCUUCUGCAAUGAACUGUGUUGGAGCUGUACGUGUUGCUCGGAUGUUGGGCCCUGGUCACCGGAUAGUCACAAUUCUAUGUGAUUCAGGACAGCGUCAUCUGACCAAAUUUUGGAACGACGAAUACCUCAGAGAACAUGACAUACUACAGCAGCAAAUACCAUCAAUAGAUAUUCUUAGUGGUAGUAAUAAAAAUAGUGGUGAUGAUCCACUAAGUUUCAUUAUGUAA
This is a messenger RNA of Ambispora leptoticha, 1274 nucleotides long. The record is from the annotation of a GenBank genome assembly. Lineage: Eukaryota; Fungi; Glomeromycota; Glomeromycetes; Archaeosporales; Ambisporaceae.